Pochonia chlamydosporia 170 is the source of this 717-nucleotide messenger RNA. RefSeq lists its product as hypothetical. The transcript is spliced from 3 exons. NCBI's taxonomy places the organism in Eukaryota, Fungi, Ascomycota, Sordariomycetes, Hypocreales, Clavicipitaceae. The coding region runs from base 1 to 717 and encodes 238 amino acids. The record is from RefSeq and is a predicted model, not a curated record.
AUGACAGGACCAACUACAACUCCUCGCUACAGCGCAGAGGAUUUUGAAACCGCCUCUAUUCGAUCCGCCGCUCCUUCUUAUGUAUCGGAUGCGCCAUCUUAUCAUACCCUCCCAUAUAACCACAACGAGGUUAUUCCGCCCUACAGUCCACCAGCUCCAAGACCAGGCGUAUUGACAGCAAGCUCCUCUACCCCCUUAUUCGCACCUGGACGACAAGGAUCUUCCUCGGCACGACAGCAAACUAUCGGCUUGCCUCCUUUGCCCCCAGUUGCGCCUCAAACUGCCAUGUCUAUCCACAACUUUCACGUCCCUACGUGGUCUGCCAACAACGGACCAGCAGCGCGCCAUUACAGAAAUGUAGCUGAGCGCCGAAUUACGUCUGGCCGAUAUGCCGGGCCAUCAGAGCCAUUGAGACACCAAAACUCCAAUGAUAGACCCUUGGAAAAUGAGACAGACACAUCAUCAGAGAUGCGACCUUUAGAAGAUCCCUAUCUUGUUGGCGAGGUAGCAGCAGCGCAGGCUCGGCGUGAGAGGCUAGCACGCGAAUCGGGUGAUGACAUUCUUGUACGGGAGGAUAGGCAGUGGGACUGGCUUCUAGCACAAAUGCGGAGCUGGGACGAGCGUGAGAGAAGCUGGGCCCGUUUCCGUCGCGAGGUCGAGCACAGUCAGCGUAAAAAGCUGCUUCGUCGUAUUGGAGGCAGACUCCUGCCAACUUGA